Ilex paraguariensis (yerba mate) is the source of this 1224-nucleotide messenger RNA. Lineage: Eukaryota; Viridiplantae; Streptophyta; Magnoliopsida; Aquifoliales; Aquifoliaceae. The record is from the annotation of a GenBank genome assembly.
AUGAACGGAGGAGGAGGAGAUGGUGGUGGUGGUAGAAGAAUCUCUCGGCCACCGUCUAAAGAUUUAAGGGAGAGAGAUGAAGAUCUUCUUCUGUUUCGAGAGAUGCAGAAACGUGAAAAAGAACCAAUUAUUAGUCUUCUUCAGCCUGUUUCUGAUGAGUUUGAGGCAAAUGGAAACUAUGCACUCUACAGAAUGGCUUCUGCAAAGAAAGGAUCAGGACAAGAGUUUCUCACUGAAAGUGAGAAAAAUGAUUACGACUGGCUAAAAACCCCACCUGCGACACCUCUUUUUCCAUCCCUAGAGAUGGAAUCAAAUGCUCCAGAAAUGGUCAUCCAACGGGAGAUACCAAUACUCAUUCCUCUUUCAAGGUUUGCAGGCAUUGCAGAGGCAGCAAAGCCAACCAACAAAAUCUCCAGAUCUCCAAAACCGAAAGUUCCCCUUAGAUCGGUAACGCCGAGUGGGAGGCCGAGUAUUCCCUUAACCGAAAAAAAAAACACGAAACAAGCACCAAUAACCAACCCGAAAACGAACCAUUUGAGCAGUACUGAUCCAAUCAAAAAAUCAAAUUCAGUUUCAACUCCUUCAAAACCCAUGUACCAAAAAGUGAGCCAGAGCCACCCGAAUUUCCUCGCUUCAAAUAUUUCUAAAAGCGUGGGAAUGGAUUCGAAAACGAAACCCAAGAGCAGAGGGGUGUCACCUCUUGUGAGGUCCACUAUUCCAGCUCAAAUGCCUGGGUUUUCUCUUGAAACACCACCUAAUCUGAUAACAGACCGAUCAACUUCUGCCUCACGGGGUCGGUCUGGGUCUGGGAAUCAGUCUCUCUCAAAUCGCCAAACCUUUGAAUUCAGUGCCAACGCCAGGAGGCAAUCGUGCUCACCAAGCGUGGCGAGGGGUCGGAAAGUGGAACCAAAGCAAGAGGGUGAUGGGAAUUUGACUGCUCAGAAAGGGAGAAUUCAAACAGGAAAUGGAACACAGAUUUUAGGCAGCAGGAUGGUGGACAAGUUUAUGAAUGCUAGAAAGUCGAGCAUUGAAGAAAGAGCGACAAAGCUGAGAUUGAAUAGUUCGAUUAAUGAGAGCUCGGGUUUUGGAAGGAUGAUGCAAAAGAGUUCAUUGGAUAAGGCUCUCAAACAUACGGAAACUAAAAGAGACUCGGCCAAUUUUCGUCAAUCUGGCACUACAAUUGGAAGAAAGUCUACAACCAUCGGCAAAGCUCCAAGUUCAUAG